Peronospora matthiolae is the source of this 396-nucleotide messenger RNA. The record is from the annotation of a GenBank genome assembly. NCBI's taxonomy places the organism in Eukaryota, Oomycota, Peronosporomycetes, Peronosporales, Peronosporaceae.
AUGCUAUACAGCAGCACACGUCGUCCCGUCACAAAAAGGUCGUCAUACCGUCCAAGUCAAGUGAACAGCUCCUUUUCUGGAAGCUCAACAGCUGGGGCUGAGCACGGCAUCAGCAGACCGAGAUCCGGAAACCUGUCCGUUUUUUCUUUCGUCUUGUGGCCAGACCACUGGUCCACAAAGCUUCGUCUGUUCAUUCGAUCGGCACCGCGAGUCACUCCUGAUGACCAUCGCACGAAGGCGUUUGUCGCAAACCCGACAACGACGACGACGGACCCGUCUGGAUCCGUGACGACAGACUCCUUCAAGAUUCGUCCGCGUUCCCAUCGCCAUCCAUCGGUCGCUGUCGCGCCUUCUGACGCACGCAAGAAAACGCAUCCAACAAACAGCGGGACUUGA